UCUCUCUCUCUCUUCCCCCUACAGCAGAGCAAGAGCAACAGCACCGCCCUUCAGUCUCCUGUUUUCGCCUUUCUUCCUUUCUUCCUUUCUCUUCUGCGUUGAAAAUUGAAUCCAAUCUGCUCUUUUCCCUCAUUCCUUCAAAUCUGGCGAAGAAGAAGCUUCGUUUUAUUUAGUAAAUGAUAAUGGAAGGGAAUCUCAGCCAAGGGACCUCGGAUCCAGCCAUGGAAGAAGGAGGUUGUAGAAGAACGGCGAUUCCGGCUAGCUGCGAGACAUCUGGUCUCACAGGUGACAAUUCCAGAGGAGCUCUUGUGGAAGAAGAAGAAGAGAUGGAUAGCUUGAUGUCAGGAUCUAUAUUCACAGAAUGGACAGAUGAGAAGCACAGCCUGUACCUCAAUUCCAUGGAAGAUUUGUUUGUAAAACAGCUACAUGACUACAAAUGUUGUUCCAAAGUCUUACUUGGUGGCCACUCAAAGAAUAAAACCCUGCCACAGAGAAACUCAUCAGGGCAACUGAAUGGAAACAACCGUGUCACAUCUGGCCAGUUCAAGGUUCUUCGGGAUGGUUGCUGGCAAAAGAUUAAUUUUGAAAGAGCUCAAUCUCAGCCGAAUGUGACAAACGUUGCCACUGAGCAACACAUUCUUUCAAAAAAUCCAUGGAUUCAGCGUUUCAGGUGCGCUGGCAAACAGGGAGAAGUAAAAUCAGCCAUUCCAGAAGAAAAUGUCACCUUGGGAAGGACAAACAGAACGUCCUCUUCUAGGGUUACAAGUCCAAAGCUUCUCCCUGCAUAUCAACCACAAUUGCUUCAUCAGGACUUUGUUGAGAGCAAUACAGAGGUAUCAGAUCAGAACUUCACUGAAGAAGAUCAUGAUGGAGAGAAGAUUAAUAGUGUGUGCAGGACAAAAAGGACGAAAAUUGCCGCUCACGUUUCAAGCGAAGAUCAAGUUGUUCCACAUGAGAAGUCUUCUGUAAUAGCAUAUUAUGAUGAGAAUUGUGCUUCUAUGAGAAAAGAAGAACUGGUAGUAGUGGAAAUCAGAAAAUGAUGAUAGGUUAUAGCAUGCCCAAAAUCCGCACUGCACAUUGGUCACAACCAGAAUCUGAAUACUGGUGGUUGAGAUGUUAAGUGGUGACUGCAACUUGCAACUGAUGUUUGAAAUUAUUGAGUCAGAGAAAGAAAAGGGAUAACAGAAGGGAAAUAUGAAGCUGACAGUGGGGCUUGAAAUUUGCUUUACUUUGCAAAGAUUGGGGCAGACUUAGGUGAUGGUAAUUGGUUCCUUGCUAGUGUUGCACAGGUAUAUAUGAUGUGAGGAAGAAUUAGAUGGUUGGAUAGAGUUAGGCAACAACUAACAAGCUGCUGAAGCACCCAACAGAAAAAAAAAGGUUUCUUUUUAUGCAUCAUAUUUUCCAUUUAUUUCAAUUAGAAGUGUAUGAAUUGAACUUCUUGGUAUGCAAAACGCAUACUUUGAAGAAUAUCGCUUCUGUCAAACUUGUCGUAGUGGUGAUAUUGUCGCUUUCCAUCUUUCCCAAUCUCACUUAUUCUUGCAUCAA
Macadamia integrifolia is the source of this 1545-nucleotide messenger RNA. Its product is annotated as cold-regulated protein 27-like. The coding region runs from base 177 to 1040 and encodes 287 amino acids. NCBI's taxonomy places the organism in Eukaryota, Viridiplantae, Streptophyta, Magnoliopsida, Proteales, Proteaceae. The record is from RefSeq and is a predicted model, not a curated record. The transcript is spliced from 5 exons. Gene Ontology annotation, biological process: response to cold; regulation of circadian rhythm.